Messenger RNA from Suncus etruscus (white-toothed pygmy shrew), 333 nucleotides. Its product is annotated as signal recognition particle 14 kDa protein-like. Gene Ontology annotation, biological process: SRP-dependent cotranslational protein targeting to membrane. Lineage: Eukaryota; Metazoa; Chordata; Mammalia; Eulipotyphla; Soricidae. Gene Ontology annotation, molecular function: 7S RNA binding; endoplasmic reticulum signal sequence receptor activity. The transcript has a single exon. Bases 1 to 333 code for a protein of 110 amino acids. Gene Ontology annotation, cellular component: signal recognition particle, endoplasmic reticulum targeting. The record is from RefSeq and is a predicted model, not a curated record.
AUGGUGCUGUUAGAGAGUGAGCAGUUCCUGACAGAGCUGCCCCGGCUCUUCCAGAAGUGCUGCCGGCUGAUGGGCAGCGUGUUUAUCACCCUCAAGAAGUAUGACGUUUGCACCAAGCCCAUCCCCAGAAAGAGGUCCAUGGAGGGGUUUGAGCCCGCUGACAAAUGUCUGUUAAGAGCCACGGAUGGGAAGAGGAAGAUCAGCACAGUGGUGAGCUCCAAAGAAAUGAAUAAGUUUCAGAUGGCUUACUCAAAUCUAUUGAGAGCUAACAUGGAGGGUCUGAAGAAGAGGGACAAAAAGAACAAGCGUAAGAAGAAUAAAGCAGCACAGUGA